CACUUCUCAGGUGAGGUCAACAGCGGUGCUGAAGGGGUUAAAAAUCCUGUUGACGGGUGUAGAGGAAUCCCUGGACAUAAAAAAAGGAAAUAAUGGAAGUAAAUAAAACGGUGCUAUGCGAGAGCCUUAUUAUUUGGUUGCAGACCUUCAACACCCCUUCACCAUGUAAGACUGUACAUGAUCUCACCAGUGGAGUGGCAAUGGCACAGGCUCUUCAUCAAAUAGACCCCUCCUGGUUUAAUGAAGCAUGGUUGAGUCGUAUUAAAGAGGAUGUUGGUGACAACUGGAGACUGAAGGUGAACAACCUCAAGAAGGUCCUGCAGCUGAUCGUGGAUUAUUACAACGAGGUUCUGGCACAGCAGGUUUCAGAUGUCCUUCUGCCCGAUAUGAAUCUGAUAGCAGAACAUGCACACCCUGUGCACCUAGGGAUGCUCCUGCAACUCAUCCUGGGCUGUGCCAUCAAGUGUGAAAAGAAACACGAAUACAUUCAGAUUAUCAUGACCUUGGAGGAAUCGGUACAGCAUGUUGUUAUGACUGCAAUUCAAGAGCUUAUGAGCAAAGAAACCACGGCCACUUUUGGAGCUGAAGUAUCAGGGGAUUUUGAACAGCAGCUGAAGAAAACUCUGGAGGAGCUGGCUGAAGCCUUAGCAGAGAAGGACGAGCUUGCUCAAAGGUGUCAGGAGUUAGACAUCCAGGUGACAGCACUACAGGAGGAAAGAAACAGUCUGCUGGCCGAAAACGAUGUCCUGGCUGACCGAGCAAACCAGCUGGACUCCUUCGAUGACCCCGCUACACCAUCGGGCAAGAAGUACUGCCAGCUGCAGUUACAGUUUGAGCAGCUGCAGGAAGAAAACUUCAGACUCGAAGCAGCGAAGGACGAUUACCGAAUCCACUGUGAAGAACUGGAGAAACAUCUGAUCGAGGUGCAGCACCGCAACGAUGAGCUGACGAGCCUGGCAGAGGAGUCCCGAGCCCUGAAGGACGAGCUUGACGUUCUGAGGAGCUGCUCUGACCGGGCAGUGAAGCUGGAGGCAUCGGUGGAGGGUUACAGGAAGAAGCUGGAGGAUUUGGCCGACCUGCGCAAGCAGGUGAAGUCUCUGGAGGAUAAGAACUUGAUGUACAUGCAGAGCUCAGUGGGCCUGGAGGAGGAGCUGAGGAAAGCCAACGCAGCGCGGACACAGCUAGAGACGUACAAGAGGCAGAUUCACGAAUUACACAAGAAGCUCUCGGACGAAUCAAGACGGGCUGAUAAUUUGGCAUUUGAAAUGAAGCAGUUUGAAGAAAAGUAUGACACUUUGCAGAAAGAGAAGGAGAGGAUGAUCAUUGAGCGAGAUUCUCUUAAGGAAACAAACGAGGAGCUGAAAUGUACACAGGUUCAGCAACACCAGUUAUUGCAAGCAGGCAUAAUUCCUGCUGGGAGUCCCAGUCAUGACAACCUUGCAGCUGAGAUUCUGCCUAUCGAGUACAGAGAGAAGUUCAUUCGCCUGCAGCAUGAGAACAAGAUGCUGCGCGUGCAGCAGGAGGGCUCUGAGAACGAGCGCAUCGCAGCUCUGCAGGGGCAGCUUGAGGAAGCACACCGCAGCAGGAGCGAGCUGGAAACAGAGAACAGGUUGAACCAGGAGCGGAUCUAUGAGCUGCAGCAGCAGGUAGAAGAUCUCCAGAAAGCCCUGCAGGGACAAGGAGCUAAAACUGAGGAUUCCAACUUGAAGAGGAAAUUGGAUGCCCAUAUGGUACAGCUGCACGAAGCAAAGGAUGAGAUAAUGAAGAAAAAAGAACUUAUUGAGGACCUUCAGCCUGAGAUUGUGCAGAGCUCACUGAAAACUGACGAGCUGCAGGCUGCACUGCAGAAGAAAGAUGAAGACAUGCGAGCGAUGGAGGAGAGGUACAAAAUGUACCUGGAAAAGGCUCGCAACGUAAUACGAGCUCUGGAUCCUAAGCUAAAUCCAGCUUCAGCAGAGAUCCAGUCCCUUAAGAACCAGCUGAUGGAGAGAGAGAAGAGGAUCCUCACCCUGGAGCGUGAAUGUGAACAAGCGAAACUGCGAGAAUAUGAGGAGAAACUUGUAGUGACUGCUUGGUACAACAAGAGUGUGAGCUUCCAGAAGCUGGCAGUGGAGUCAAGGCUGUCGGGGCGGGUGGCCAAUGGCAGUGACAGCGGCACACCCACGGGACAGUCCUUCUUAGCUCGGCAGCGGCAGGUCACCAACUCUAGGAGAGCCCUCUCCAUGAUCGUGCCUGCCACCACCUCCAAGUAGGGCAGGCCUGGCCUGUGAAGCCCAUCCACUCAGGUGCCCUUAAAUACUGCAAUACGGGGACAGGACAGGGGUUGCAUUUACUGCUCCUGCCUGUUAUGUUGUUUGCUUGUGAAAGAGCUUGACACUUCCUCCUCAAGUCCAGCCGUGGCCAGCAUCAGGUAUCUCUAAAGUCUGGUCUAUAUUACUUGGUGUUUAUUUCACACGACUCAAUCCAGUGGCUGAGACAGUAACAGUGAUGAGCUUCUUUUCCUUUCUGCGUCUUGUGAUCAUUAGACUAUAGGGGGUAAUGUUGUGAGCUGGGCUUUUUAUCUGCUUAAAUGUUGAACGGUGUACUUAGUAGGUAAACAAUGCUGGAAAUCAAAAUGUUAUACACAGUUUGCAGUACAAAAAAAAAAAACUCAAACCAUAUACAUUAUCCUGUGUCCCAUUUGCAAAAAAAACAUAUUAAAUAUAUUUUAAAGAUGUAUGAAUUGAAGACUUUUGUGCUGCCUUUUUGCAACUGGAGUGCUGAAGAAAACAUUUAGUAGGUUCAUUAUAUCGACAAGUCAGUUCAAUAAAGAUGGCUAAAAGAAUGUUAAAUAAAUAAAAUAAUUAUUUAGUAUCGUAUACAUUGAGUAAAGCUUAAGUGUUAUACAAAAAUAAAAUGUUUUCUUUUCUACAUUUUAUAUACUAUUACGUUUUCCUUUUGUGUAAGCAAAUUCGGGUAUUUGAUUUAUUGUUAAUAAAUGUGUUUUUUUUUUUUUUUUUUUGGUUUUUUCCACCCAGUUUACCACCUUAUAGUUUAUAGGUAAAAUAUGAUCUAAACACACAUUUCCUAUAGCCUUUUAAUGGCAGAUCUGUACAGAAAAAAAUAUGAAGUUUAACCUUGCUGUUGCAUUUUUCUUUUGACUAAAAAAGUGAUUCAAUAGCGAACCUUAAUGUGUACCUUUCAAGCUCACCAGGGAGUGCUAGAGUUCUGUUUAGGACAGUGAGACACUGGUCUGCAGUCUAUAAUUGUAUAGCAAUACUUUUUAUAAUAUGUAUGUCAAUGUGUGUUCAUUUCCUAACAGAGUACACAUUUUCUUUUUCCAACACUAAGCCAGUAGAAGUUGUACAAUAGUUUAUAUUGCAAGCAAAGCACUGCCUAAAAAAAAUAAUAAUACUCAAAAUCACUGAAUCACCAGCACUGUUUAAACUAAAGGCAGCAAAUUAAAAUGAGCUUGCCAUUUCUACUGUGGAAAACCAAACCAAAAAGCAUGUUUGUUUCUUAAGCAGUGGCAAGUCUUUUUGUGUCUUAAUCCUGGUCGUAUCAAUUUAGCAAUUAUUUUAUUUAAAGCAUAUUCAAAGCAUUUCAGGUGUCCUAAGAGUUCAUUUUGCCUAUGUUCUGAGGACUAUUGAAAAGCCACGCGUUGGAGAGCAAGUUAACUCUGCACACACACACCCCUUUAUCGAAGCUCCCUGUUUGCGUCACGUUUGCAGAAGCCUUCUAGAGCUAUUCCUGGCUUUUCAAUACAGUGUACCACUGUUUACAUAAUAAUAAUAAUAAUAAUAAUAAUCAUAAUAAUACAUUGAAAUUAAAGUUGACUGUGUAUUCGCUCGCUGAGAUACCUUUCCUGCACGUGUGAUUUGCAGAAGUUCAGGUCUAGUCAUCUGACCUGUUGUGUGUGUUUUGUUUUGUUCUUUACAUAUUAGAACUGUGCAUUGUACCUGUGUAAACGGUAUGUCAUACUAAAUAAAUAAAUACCUAAACAAAUAAAGAGAUUAUUAAAUAAAUACAUAAAUAAAUGAAUAAAGUUUUUUAAAUAAUCCCAAUAGAUGCAGGUUUACUGCCAGGUCGUCGUCUUCUUCCAAGUGUCACUCUCUUGGUCCGUGUGGCUGGAUAUAGGGAUUAAUACUUUUUGAAGCUUAAUGAUUCUAGUCUUCCCAGCAUGGUGCAGUAGCUGGUUUCAUUAGAAAAACAAUUUCUUGCUGUUUAAAAAAACACAUAAUAAUAAUCCAAAUGUGUGUGUGGUUUAUGCAGGAGUGCAGACUCGAUAAAGAUGUGCUUUUUUUUCUUCUUUUUUUUUUUUUUUUUUUUUUUUUUUUUUUAAGUAGAACACUAAAUGUCCUAAAAUAAAUGUAAAUUGAUGAUGGUAACGUUCCAUUUUUUUAAAGCAAUGCAAAACUCCCAUCCCAUCCAAUAGCUGUUCUGCUGCUGUCCUUCUUACUUGUUACCUUGGUUACUGACUCUGUUAACGACGUGCUGAGAAUCUGCAGAGCUGAGCUCUGCUUUUCACAAGUGCAAAACAAAGACAAUGCAUGGAAAUGUGCAUUCCGACACGUGUGUACAGGCGCAGGCAUGCUCGCUUUCAUAUGCUUUUAUGAACAGUACAAUUGCUCCGUGUUACAUAUUGUGCAACUGGUUGCAUGUGAUUUAGUGCAUGGUGGAUUAUACACUUUGUACUGCACUAGAGCGUCAUUUAAUACGCCUUUGUUUCUCUGAGGCUGGACUUUCAUAUCGCUUUGAACCGCUCCUCUGAGCACUAUUCAGUGAUAUGUGGAUAGGACACGUGAUUUCAGGAAGGAUUGAGCUUUUGCAUUGCUUUAAUAUGUUGGUAGUGUCUUUAUAGGGUCAACUUUGAAGCUUAUUUAUGUAUGUAAUGUGUGCAGUUUCUUAAGAGUACACAUAAAACAUGCUGUUUUGUGAAUUAAUUAUGUAUGGGAGUUAUUUUUAUUAUACCUUGAAUGAUGGGGAGUAAUAAAUUAAUUGUCUGACACUUUGAAGUCUAUUUUGGGGUUAUAUUUGGGAUGCUGCAGAAUACUAUGCAAACAAUUAUAUAUAUAUAUAUAUAUAUAUAUAUAUAUAUAUAUAUAUAUGACAUUUCAAAUAAGAAAUAAGUACUUAAACUUUAAAUUGUCUUCACUGUGACUUUGGAGGCUGUUUUCUGGGUUUUGAAUUCCCCCAUCUUUCAAAACGAUUUAUAUCUGUUAAAUUAAAUGUUUUCUUACUAAAUGUUGCAUUUCUGUCGGUCAUGGGUCCACUCAUCCUUAGGUCAAUGUUUUCUGAAUGAAUUUUACUGGAUCUGGGGGUAGGGAGGGGUUGACACCAUUUUGCACUAGUUCUGGAUUUUUCAAGGAGUUUCAUUAUCAUAAAUCUGUAAGUCACAUUCAUUGCAAUAAAACUGAUUUAAAACAA
Molecule: messenger RNA, 5406 nt
Organism: Acipenser ruthenus (sterlet)
Lineage: Eukaryota; Metazoa; Chordata; Actinopteri; Acipenseriformes; Acipenseridae
Product: protein Hook homolog 1-like
Exons: 22
Coding region: 93-2252 (719 amino acids)
Biological process (GO): cytoplasmic microtubule organization; cytoskeleton-dependent intracellular transport
Cellular component (GO): centrosome; cytoplasm
Molecular function (GO): dynein light intermediate chain binding; microtubule binding
Source: RefSeq, a predicted model, not a curated record